Monopterus albus (swamp eel) is the source of this 3464-nucleotide messenger RNA. It is a transcript of the gene fam20b, whose product is annotated as FAM20B glycosaminoglycan xylosylkinase. Lineage: Eukaryota; Metazoa; Chordata; Actinopteri; Synbranchiformes; Synbranchidae. Gene Ontology annotation, molecular function: phosphotransferase activity, alcohol group as acceptor. The record is from RefSeq and is a predicted model, not a curated record. Gene Ontology annotation, biological process: proteoglycan biosynthetic process. Gene Ontology annotation, cellular component: Golgi apparatus.
ACAGGAUGGAAGGGUUUAGGAAGUGGACACGGCAGAGUCGAAGGAAAAGGGCGGAGACAAGGGAGCUAACGUUGAGAUUGAGAAAAUGACGAACCAUCGCGACUCUCUUAGCAGUGGGAUAAUUAUUUACAUGCGAGUUCCGUGUUGGAGGACUUUAUAGGUACCUGGAAGUUGUUUUCUUUGUGCGUGGCGAACGGCAUGUGGCCGUAAGCCCUCUCUUAUUUCUGUUUCACACCCUCCAGGUGACUGCCUGUUUGCUGAGAUUGUAGCUCCAGGAAAACGACAGCAAAGCUUCCAUUUGUCUGACGGGGGCGGGAGGGUGGGUGACGGAGAGUUGCAGGGGCCAUGCAUCAGGGGUAAGGGGCGAUUUGCUACAAGGGAAACACACAGCAUCAGGUGAGAAGGGGGCGGGUCAGUGUGGAGAUGAAGCUCAAACAGCGCAUGGUGGUGCUGUGUGCCGUGCUCCUCCUGCUGGGCCUGGCCAAGAUCUUUCUGCUGGAUGGAGGUGAAGGGUCUGCAGCGAGCCGACGGGACCUCAGAGCGUUUCGUAAGAUGGAGGCUGGACUUUCUCUGUCCCGUGGAGCUCGCCUCACUCACACACUCCAGUCUCCAUGGGAGAUAGCAAGCCAGUGGGUGGGCCCAAGAGAGGUUUACCCUGAGGAGACCCCAGAGCUGGCUGCUGUACUUACCUCCCUCAGCACUGCCAGGAUAGAACGGGCAGAUGUGGGCUAUAAGGGUACACAGCUCAAAGCCCUGCUGGUGCUGGAUGGGGGACAGAAAGUGGUUUUCAAACCCAAAAGAUAUAACAGAGACUAUGUUGUGGAAGGUGAGCCAUACGCAGGCUAUGACAGACACAAUGCAGAGGUAGCUGGUUUUCACCUGGACAGGAUCUUGGGCUUCAGGAGGGCACCUCUUGUGGUGGGGCGAUACGUUAACCUGCGAACAGAAAUCAAACCUGUGGCCACAGAUCAGCUGCUGAGCACCUUCCUCACACAGGGUAAUAAUACAUGUUUCUAUGGAAAGUGUUAUUACUGUCGGGAAAGCGAGCCAGCGUGUGCAGAUGGAGAGAUCAUGGAGGGGUCGUUAACUCUCUGGUUGCCAGACGUCUGGCCAUUGCAGAAACACAGACACCCCUGGGGACGCACAUACAGAGAGGGGAAACUGGCCAGAUGGGAGUAUGACGAGAGCUACUGUGAGGCAGUGAAGAAAAUGCCCCCAUAUGAUGAAGGGCCAAGGCUACUGGACGUCAUCGACACGGCUAUAUUUGACUAUCUCAUUGGGAAUGCAGAUCGGCAUCACUAUGAGAGUUUCCAGGACGACGGUGGCGCCAGCAUGCUCAUCCUGCUUGACAAUGCAAAGAGCUUUGGAAACGCAGCUCUGGACGAGCGAAGCAUCCUCGCACCACUCUAUCAGUGCUGCAUGGUCCGUAUGUCCACGUGGAACAGAUUAAACCUGCUGAUUAACCCUGCUGAGAGGGGAGCUCUGAGCUCAGCCAUACGGCAGGCCCUGGUAUUCGACCCUGUCCACCCAGUCCUGGCUGAACCGAAACUCACAGCCCUGGACAGGCGUCUUUCUGGAGUCAUAGCAACUGUUAAGCAAUGCAUAGAGGCUCAAGGUCCUGACAACACUCUAAUAGAGGACCGAAUGAACCUCCCACACCCAUAGACGCGAGGGAGAGGAGGAAAUGACAAAGCGGGAGAAGCCAGGACUUUCCUUUCUGAACCAGGAUGAGAGGAGAGGGACAUGGAACGAUGUGUGUGAGUGACCGGACAGAUCGGCCCUGGUGCCAAGUGAGUGAAUGGAUCGACAGGGUGGAACAAAGACUGUGUAUUUCUUCCUCCAUUGUCCCUUUCUUGUUUGGCACUGACAAGACUGGAGUGGUUUUUAAAAAGGAGUUGUUGGAUUCACGGUAUGAUCCAAGACUUCUGUCACCUUUAGCUAUAAACUUUCUCUCAGGAUUGCUGCGCACUACAGGACAGUGUCUGCUAUAAGAGCCCCUCUGUCUAUUACUACUGGUUUUUGAAGACACUUCUGUCUAGUACCAUAUCCACCCUCCCAGUCCAGCUUCUACUUCUUCUACUUGGGAGUCAGCUGUAGAGCAAUAGUGGAGCUCCAAGAUUUGCGAACAGUCGAGGGAAGGUGAAACAGAGCCAGCAACGUUUUGAUGAGAGACACUGUACAGCCAUGUCUCCGGCUGUUUGGAGCUGGCUGUCUUCAAAUCUGACAAGUUGACUCCAGUUGUAUUAACUGGAAAUUAAUAUAGAACUGAAAAAAUAAUUUUUUAAUGCUGGAACUGAAAUUGCAUUUUGGUUGGAAGGAGUGAAUUAGCUCAGUCUUAUUCCAUCAGUGUGUACAUAGUUAACUAAAUGGUGACAUAGAAAGACUACACAUUUGUGGAUUAUAAUAUAAAAUCAAACUAUGUGUGUGGAAGAGUGCCAUAUUGUGCUGUAAAUAAGAAAGCUACUGACAGGGCAGACUUGAAGUGAGGGGACAGAGUUUGGGUUCAGGGGUCCACCUUCACCAUUAAACUAUUUAAUUGUGGCUUUUUCAUGUCAUCUUUUCCUCCACCUGUUUACCACCCAACAUCACAAACAUGUUGGUGUUAAUUCAUCAGAUUUCAGUCACCACAAAAUGUUCUUACUUCAGUUCAAAUUUAAGGCACCAACAAAGUGUUUAGAUACAUAUUUGUUGUAAUUAUAAAGAACAGUGCCCAUGUUGUAGCUGUGCCAUUUCUCUUGAUGCCAUUACCUGAGAUUGUUGCACAAAACUUCAUUGCAGAUGAUUUUAAGCAGAUUACACUAAUGUCUGUCUGUUUGUUUUAGAUGCAACCUUUUAUGAUUCAGGUGGGACAUGGUUUUCUGUUGUGGUUUGCACACUUGUCAUCCAGGUCAUAGCAAGUUGAAAAAAAUCAAUUUGACUACAUUUCUAGGUCGAAAACGUUUCACCUCUCAUCCAAGAGGCUUCAUCAGUUCAGAACAUGUCUGGACAAUAUUCUGAUGUUAAGCACUUCACUUUAAGCAAACUUCAGAGCUCAGCAAGCUUUUAGCUGCAGGUUUAUAUUUGCCACUUGUUCUGCAUUAUGUUGCAGGGGUUUUGUAAAAGGAUGUGUGUGGGCUGCUGCUGAUUAAUCUGAUAACCAUUUCUUCCACAAACUCAAACUUUCCUCAUCCUUUUGCUCUUGAUGUCUAUCAGCUGAACUUGCACCCAGCCCUUCAAAAAAAAAAAAAAAAAAACAUUCAGUAUUGAUUGAACCAAUAUUUGAACCCUGUAAACACAUCAAAGUCGUUACAGGACUCCUGCUGAUGUGUUUCCCCAUUUGAGCCUGUGCUUCUCUUACAGCUCACCACAGGAGUUUAUCUGGACCAUUUAACAUUUACUUUGGCUUCUUUGUUACUUGAGUAGUGUCAUGCCUUUACACUCGGGUUUGAGUGAGUUUGUUGUGUUUACCCACAAAAGGAUAAAUG